GCAAAAACAACUAGUACUAAUAAAAAUAAAGAAAAUAUUAUUAGUGAUAAAAAAUAUGAUUUUUUAAGAUCUAUUGCUUAUAAAUAUAGUAGUAAUAAUAAUAUACUACAAACUCCUUCUUAUCAAAUUAACUAUAAUCAAAAACUUCUUGAUAAACUAGAAGAUAAAAAAGAAAAAGCAAAAUCUCUUUUAAUUGGCACAACAUGGAACAGUGUUCCCAGAAGUCUUACAGUCCUAAAGGAUGUGCUAGGAUUAAAAAAUGAUAUAAUUUGUGCACUAAAUACUGUAAAAGAAAUCAAAAAAAUUGCCCUACAAACGGAUCCAGAUAAUUUAUUUUUCAUUGAUCUUCCGGAAACAACCACUACUCCCAACAAAUCCGCCAAAAAACCGGUUGUUUAA
Dentiscutata erythropus is the source of this 399-nucleotide messenger RNA. The record is from the annotation of a GenBank genome assembly. NCBI's taxonomy places the organism in Eukaryota, Fungi, Glomeromycota, Glomeromycetes, Diversisporales, Gigasporaceae.